CACAACAACCACUCUACAAAACCAGCAAACAUGUCGGCCUGGCGCGAGUUUUUCAACUGGAACAAGUACACCCAGAUCGCCUCGCGCGCCGUCCGCACCGCCCUCUCCGAGUCGGAGCGCGUCGCCGCCGAGAAGCGUGCCACUAUCGGCGUCAAGUACCAGGUCUGGGACAAGGGCGUCGCCGGCGAGUCGACCUACGUCGUGCCCCCCAAGGCUGGCGAGCAUUAAUAGCUGCCGCCUCGAGCACCAUACUGCACGGAUGAAUUAGUAGAAGCAUUG
This is a messenger RNA of Vanrija pseudolonga, 279 nucleotides long. RefSeq lists its product as uncharacterized. The record is from RefSeq and is a predicted model, not a curated record. Gene Ontology annotation, molecular function: proton-transporting ATP synthase activity, rotational mechanism. NCBI's taxonomy places the organism in Eukaryota, Fungi, Basidiomycota, Tremellomycetes, Trichosporonales, Trichosporonaceae. Gene Ontology annotation, biological process: proton motive force-driven ATP synthesis. The coding region runs from base 31 to 228 and encodes 65 amino acids. The transcript is spliced from 3 exons.